UUCAAAAUCAUUCAUCCACCAUUAAUCAUCAUACAACUGUCACCCUAUUGACCAUGGAUCUCAAAACCACAACUCUCUUUUUGGCCAUCAACCUUCUCUUCUUCACACUAACAAGUGGUUGCAACACUCCUCCCGUCAUCCCAUACCCUAAGCCCAAUCCUAACCCUAACCCUAACCCUAACCCUAAUCCUUCGUCUCAUGGAAGCUGCCCUAGAGAUGCCUUAAAGUUAGGGAUAUGUGCCAAGGUGUUAAACGGGUCGGUUGGAACCGUAGUUGGAACCCCACCCGAUGCACCUUGUUGCUCAGUGUUGGGAGGCUUACUUGAUUUAGAGGCCGCCAUUUGCCUAUGCACUGCAUUGAAGGCCAACAUUCUUGGAAUCAACAUUAACAUUCCCAUAGCUCUUAGCUUGCUCAUCAACACAUGUGGAAAAAACUUGCCAUCCGAUUUCCAAUGCGCUUAAUCGAUAACCGAUCGGUGUGUUGUAAACCCUUGUUGUGUACCUUAGUUUGAUUUUAACGUAUUCAUUUGUGUUGUAUCGGUUGUUGUAGCAAGUAGUGUUUUUUCAUUGCGAGUGUGUUUUCGUAUUAUUGUGUGCUUAAUUGAAGUACUUGUAACUUAAUUAUCAUCGUUGCUUAAUUGAUUUAAGUUGUUCCUUUUUAUUGA
Messenger RNA from Impatiens glandulifera, 664 nucleotides. Its product is annotated as 14 kDa proline-rich protein DC2.15-like. The record is from RefSeq and is a predicted model, not a curated record. The transcript has a single exon. The coding region runs from base 54 to 461 and encodes 135 amino acids. NCBI's taxonomy places the organism in Eukaryota, Viridiplantae, Streptophyta, Magnoliopsida, Ericales, Balsaminaceae.